AUGAGCGAAAAAUACACGAGCCUCAGUGGCAACCGAGACAAGACCCAAAGCGACAGCGAUUCAGAGCUAGAGUACGGCAUUCUCAUAGGCUUUUUGCCUUUGCUGCAAGACUACUUCACAUCCAACUACAGUGGCGAGCGUCUCAUGAUUGUUUUGUACAUUUUGUCCGGAAAAAGCAAUCGAGAUGCUCUAGAACGCUCUCAGCACGGUCCUGAGGGAUCACAAAAACCACAAACGAAGGAGGAGCUCAGCGAAGAGGAAGACGACACCAGCCGGUCCCUCCCUGAAGAGCCGAACGACAAGGCAAUGGAAAAUCUGAGCGACGUGAUAGCGUCCAAAAAGUGGUGUGACUACUUAGUACUUCUUGCAGAGCGACAUGGGGAGAAGGUUGUAAAGCGGCGCGGAAAUGGACCAAAUCAGCAGUAA
Phytophthora nicotianae INRA-310 is the source of this 426-nucleotide messenger RNA. RefSeq lists its product as hypothetical. The transcript is spliced from 4 exons. Lineage: Eukaryota; Oomycota; Peronosporomycetes; Peronosporales; Peronosporaceae. The record is from RefSeq and is a predicted model, not a curated record. The coding region runs from base 1 to 426 and encodes 141 amino acids.